Messenger RNA from Platichthys flesus (European flounder), 1948 nucleotides. Its product is annotated as MOB-like protein phocein. The transcript is spliced from 9 exons. Bases 139 to 918 code for a protein of 259 amino acids. The record is from RefSeq and is a predicted model, not a curated record. Gene Ontology annotation, molecular function: ATP binding; protein folding chaperone; metal ion binding. Gene Ontology annotation, cellular component: mitochondrial matrix; cytoplasm. NCBI's taxonomy places the organism in Eukaryota, Metazoa, Chordata, Actinopteri, Pleuronectiformes, Pleuronectidae.
UACACUGCGCAUGCGCGCUCUAGAAUCUUCCUCCUCACGUGUGGACGUGAACCGGUUCAGUGUGACGAUCCACGCUCCUGACGGACCCGACAGCAGCUCCACGCAGAACCUCGACCCACGAACACGUCCACAAAAAACAUGGCCUUCAGAAAAUUCCUCCCCUUGUUCGACCGGGUGCUGGUGGAGCGCCUCAUUGCAGACACCGUGACGAAGGGCGGCAUCCUGCUGCCGGAGAAGUCUCAAGGCAAAGUGCUGCAGGCCACCGUCGUGGCCGUCGGACCUGGAGCUGUCAACCCGGACUUCUACAACUGGCCGGAUGAAUCAUUCGAGGAGAUGGACAGCACGCUCGCUGUUCAACAGUACAUUCAGCAGAACAUUAGAUCAGAUUGCUCCAAUAUCGACAAAAUCCUGGAACCUCCGGAGGGUCAGGAUGAGGGGGUGUGGAAGUAUGAACACCUCAGGCAGUUUUGUCUUGAGCUCAAUGGACUAGCUGUAAAACUGCAGAGCGAGUGCCACCCAGACACCUGCACCCAGAUGACGGCCACAGAGCAGUGGAUCUUUUUAUGUGCUGCCCACAAGACACCCAAAGAGUGCCCUGCCAUUGAUUACACCAGGCACACGCUGGACGGAGCUGCCUGUCUUCUCAAUAGCAACAAAUACUUCCCCAGCAGGGUGAGCAUCAAAGAGUCAUCGGUGGCUAAACUCGGCUCCGUCUGUCGUCGCAUCUAUAGGAUAUUCUCUCAUGCCUACUUCCACCACCGCCAGAUCUUUGACAAGUAUGAGAACGAGACGUUCCUGUGUCACCGGUUCACACGCUUCGUAAUGAAGUAUAACCUGAUGUCCAAGGACAACCUGAUCGUGCCCAUCCUGGAGGAGGAGGUGCAGAACACGUCUUCAGCCGGGGUGAGCGAGGCCUGAGAGGCAGCUGCUGCCACAAGGGAGACGUGCGAAAACAAAAGAUCUACACAUUACAGAGGAGACGCAUUCACACACAGACACACACAUGAAUAUAUAUGUCUACACAUUACACACACUACAGUGUAUUAAGGCUCCUGUCCAGUAACACUGUUCAUGUCCCUCCUCCCCUGUCACCUGUGUCUCUCAGAGGAGGUGACGUUAAAGAGCGGGAGCAGAGUCACUCCUGCAGGACGACACUUUUCUGUUUCCCUCCAUGUUCCUUCAGAUUCAGGCUGUGUCUCUGGAAACACCUCCGCUCUAACUCCUCCCCUUUUACUUUAUUCUUCUUUAAGCAGCUGGAUUUGCAAAAAAACAACAAAACAAAAACUACAUAAAACCAUGGUGACCUGUAUUGUUGACGAAGGCACAUACACUGACAGCCCCCCCCCCCGUAUAUAAGCCGCGGCCCUUUCUCUUAAUCCUCUGUCAUAUUUUCUGAUGGUGCUUCACUGUCUGCUUCUGUUCUGUUUGCUUGUGUUGCCUACCAGCUUGUUUCGGGGGUGUCCCAUGAGACGGAUCUCUAAAUGAGCCGGCUCACAUAAUAAUGCUGUUCGAGCACUUUGAAGGGGCGUGGCUCGUGUGGUAGUGAACAAAGACAACCGGUCUCUCUCUCUCUAGCUUCGUACGUGUACCAGCAGUCAGGUACUCUGUCUCCUCGCUCUCCUCGCUGUAGGAGGCUGUUGGCUAACUUCUGAUCCUGCUUUGUGACGUGCCCCCUUUUAAUCCCGUGUGAAAUGUGCCUGAUGCUCCGCCUCCCCCGAUUUCUACCGAUGUAAACAUUCGACCAGUAAAGGCCACGAGGAAGUUCUGACUAUCGGCAACAUUUAAGUAUCUGAGCACAACCUCCGUCUUCUACCCCCUCCCUCGUUAAGUUAUUUUGUGGGAGGAGUCUUGUCAGUCCCACCCACUUUUUUUUUUUUUAAUGGACUAAACAAUUUUGUUACUGUUGACAUUUACAUGAUGUCUGUUAAUAAAAAAAACAUAUUAUUCA